AUGGAUUAUGUCGACAAUAUAACCAAAAAUAUGGAUAUACUGUAUGAGUUCCUCAAUGUCGAUGGCGAGCUUCCACUUUCCGAGAUCUUUCCCAUGCCUCCUCUAGUUCUUGUCACGCCCUAUCGUUCCUCUAUUCAAAAGGUUGACGUACUCAUGGCUAAUCGUAGCUGGAGAAAAGCAUUUCUUUUCAUUGCUCAGUGCAAUGCCUGCUUGGCUCGCUAUUAUCCUGACAAAAUUCUACUGCAUGGAAAUGUUCCUGGAAGGGGAAGUCAGAUCUUGGUUGCAGAGGCCAAAUACCUGCGAAUCUCCAAGCAUGGUCUUUGGGCAGAUAGAUCAAUCACACUGGAUCAAGAGGAGUCGAUUGUCCAUCACAGUUCCGGAUGGUCCAAUUUUGUGGACUUUCUGAAUGCCAGAAUGUCUGGAAAGGCAAUCACAUUUCGACAAUCACAGCGCCUAUUUGUGGAACACUUUUCACGCCGACUUUUGGUAUCCCACAGAAAAGAGAGCACAUUCCGAUGCCCUUCCAAUGCAACUACCGACAUCCUCGUUGCCAAUGGAGGGACUGUACCUGGUGCCAUGGAGCACUCUUGUAUGGACUGCACUCAUAAAAAUGGAGACCCUGCAGAUAAUAUCUUACAACAACAAAAUUUGGCUCGUGAUAUAAGUCCCCCAGAAGGACCUAGAGGCUAUACACGAAUGGCAGUGAUAGAUGGAAAAACAAUGAAACAUCGUAUCUGCUCUGUUCAAGCCUGCAAAAAUCCUCUGACAAAUUACAAGCGAGGACGGUUUUGCAAGUUGCAUCUGGAGGCUGGAAUGGAAGACAUAUGCGGGAUUCAUGGUACUGUGACCUGUGCGGAUCCUUCACAUCAAGCAUUUUAUCGAAAGUGGUCUCAUCGGUUCCAACGAAUGACAUUUCCUGGUAUCCAAAGAGCCAUGGAGGAAGCCAUUGGACAGGAUUUGACAACAACCACGCUAACCCAAAAUCAAUUUCGCAUUCAACUCCCAGACCUUGGAGGUGUCACUGGCAACGAUGUCGUUCAUACCUUCCGUGCACGGUCAAUAUACUGUCUCCAGACUGUGCAGUGGUCCUGUGGGAUGCCAAUUGGAUGGGGAAAGUGCUAUGCAGCAGAAAGUCCAACACAGGUGCAUGCAAUUAUAGAUCGGAUUUGGGAUGGCCACCAUGAACAUAAGCUGGCGAUAAUAGCAUACGACUCAUCAUGCAAGCUGCUGCGGCAUAUCAUGACACAGAAUCCAAAUGACCACUGGCUUUCUUCGACCAAAUUUAUUGUUGAUGCUUGGCAUUACAUAGGACACAAAGCAACCGAUGUCUUAUGCCGCGAUGGAUCUCAACCUGAUCUAGUUCAGGUACAUGAGGAUUCCAAUGGAACGAAGCAUUUAACAUGGGCAUUCAACACCAAAACAGCAGAGCAGUUUAAUUCAUGGCUAGCUGGGUUUGAAAGUCAACUGCGACAAAUGUCUAACAUCAACUACGACUUUUAUAUCCACUCGCUGAUGCUUCUAUACAAGGAAAAGGUCGAGCAAAGAAUUCAGAAGAAGGAAAGAGGCUUGACGCAAGAGUUUUGGGACAAGGUUCUCGAGUAGAUAGUAUAGAAUUAUUAGAAUAUAUACUGGACUACACUGUACCCCAGUGAAGGCCAGUGGGAUUCCGAGUGCCAUCGCAUCUAUUUACUGGUGGAUUACGUUGAAGAUCACUGGCCCCGACUAACCCGCCCCAUCCUUGAGACAUGUGUAUUGUUGGUGGAACACUGGACACUGGUGUCUCUCAGUGAGGAUCAAAACAAAAUGGAUGGAUUGAUCAGUGUGCAUCACCGUAUGUCAUUGUAUCACAGUGAUAUUUGCGAGCGUACCUGUGUAUUAUUCCGGUGCAUGCCGGUGAUACUCAGUGAGGGACACUGUAAUACACACCCCAAUCCAUGUGUUAUAUCACUGACAUCCACUGUUAUACGACAUACACCACUGGAUAAGAAAGGGCUACUGGAAGGAAUAUCCGGUGGUAUACACCAUCAAUCACCAGGAUAUUGGGACCAUGUGUAAGUUUAAGACAGUGGUAUCUGCUGGAAGGCACCGAAGGU
Desarmillaria tabescens is the source of this 2093-nucleotide messenger RNA. RefSeq lists its product as uncharacterized. The coding region runs from base 1 to 1602 and encodes 533 amino acids. NCBI's taxonomy places the organism in Eukaryota, Fungi, Basidiomycota, Agaricomycetes, Agaricales, Physalacriaceae. The record is from RefSeq and is a predicted model, not a curated record. The transcript is spliced from 8 exons.